CAAUUCUGAUUCUGGAAUUGUGACAGAUUGUCAAUUUGUCUGUUUCCCGAAAAAUACAAAAAUCUUAUCAAAAAAAUAAUAUAAAAUCAUUUUUGUUUUAAAAUUGUGAAUAAAAAUUAACGUACAUCUGUUUACACAAUUUCAUUUCUUAUUCAUUUAUAAUUUCUCAAAUAUUUAAAAUAUAACCUUAACAUCUUAGUAGAUACUUGAGUCAGACAGCCGGUUGUUAAAUAUAACAGCCAGAACAAUAUUUUACAAGCUUUAGAUCCAAAGCAAGUUCUAGCCAGAUAAAAUGGCAUUCCAAAGAUGCGUGCUACACCUAUCAAGACAAUACAUAACAAAGAAUUGCUUACUGCAGUCGGCAAACAAACAGAAAUACACUAGCACUCAAUUCAACCAACAAUAUAGUACUAAACAGCCAAGAUUGUUCUCCGACAGACAUGAAUGGGUUAUAAUUGACAAAGAUAUUGGAACUGUAGGCAUUAGCAAAUACGCACAAGAAUCUCUAGGUGACAUCGUCUUCGCACAGUUACCUGAACCAGAAUCUAUGGUGCAUGAAGGAGAAGAAUGUGGAACCCUCGAGAGUGUGAAAGCAGCUAGUGAAAUAUACUCACCCAUCAGUGGUAUCAUCAGGGAAAAGAAUGUCGAAGUAGAAAGUAAACCAGGACUUAUAAACACUAACUACUAUGACAAAGGCUGGUUAUUCAAAGUAGAAAUGACUAACGCUGAGGAAAUACAAAACUUAAUGACAGAAGAACAAUAUAAUAAAUUCCUUGAAAUGGAUUCUGAAAAUAAAGAGAAAGAUGAAAAAGAAAAGGGUGUGGACGCAUAGUUGUACAUUUAAAAUCUUUAUUUGUUUAAUUUAUUAACUGUUACUAGAGAUAGUAUGUUGUGUUAUUUUAGUGCAAUAACAAAUUUUGUUACAAUUUUAAGAUUUAAAUGAAAACAACAAACCAAUA
This is a messenger RNA of Spodoptera frugiperda (fall armyworm), 959 nucleotides long. Its product is annotated as glycine cleavage system H protein, mitochondrial. Lineage: Eukaryota; Metazoa; Arthropoda; Insecta; Lepidoptera; Noctuidae. Gene Ontology annotation, cellular component: glycine cleavage complex; mitochondrion; cytoplasm. The transcript is spliced from 2 exons. Bases 293 to 832 code for a protein of 179 amino acids. Gene Ontology annotation, biological process: protein lipoylation; glycine decarboxylation via glycine cleavage system. The record is from RefSeq and is a predicted model, not a curated record.